AUUUCUCGAUAUUUGUAACACCUUCUUUUGCUUUUUGGCCAUGUGUUUCUUCCCCUGCGUGUUGGUUUUUCAAUUAAUUAAUUGGAUGGAUUGCGUUGUCAUGUAGCAAGAUCGCAAAUGAUCCUAAUGACUUGGGUUUGCUUUCAAGUAAUUUGGUUUGCUGAAUUUGCUUUGCCUGAUAAAUUAAGCUGCAUAUGUUAUAGAUAUGAUCUUGAUGGGCUCUGAUUUAUUACUCACUUCACGUUCAAUAUUAUGGUGCGCGCGGGUGCGUGUAUUUCCCUUUCCGGUUAACCUGGAUUUUAUAAAGAUUCAGGACAACGAGUAAUUCAUAAUGGUGAUCCCCACUUUCUAAUUAUGGCAUGUGCAUGCAUGCAUGAUUCUUAGUGGACUUUAUGAAGACGUGGAUGGCGGAAGCUAAGAAACAAAGUUUUCUCAUAUUUGUUUCAUCUCGAGUGCAUUAAUUGGCUUGCUUUCGACAAUAAUUGAGUUGAUUUACGUGCGCUGCUUUCGACAAUAAUUAUUGGAUCGAAUCAGUUUCUUCCUAUCGAGCGACAAGACUAAACUUCUUGGGGCGCCAAUUUUUGGUUAAAUUUUUACUAUAAAUCCCUGAUUUAUAGCUAGUGUCCAGGUCGUUGUGUUUGUUAAGGAAAAAAGAAGUUAGCUUUUCGGGCGUGUCACUUGUCAAUUAUUCUUCAAAUUAAAAUAGAUUUUGCCACGGGAAAUUGAAGUACUACAUGAAAAUUUUCUAUUUUAAGUAAUAUAAAUUAGUGGUUUAUUGCAUCUGUGGUGAUCGCCAAGUCUGGUAUGUUUUAUUUGCCUUUACAUGCGAGGAGUCUCUGUAUGCUGAUCAUUGUUUCUGCCUCCACAGUUGAGCAGAAAAUUGAUUUAUACUGAAGCAUGAGACAAAAAUUGGACCCUGCAAACCGUUAUGAAUCAGAUCUAUGGAGCAACAAACUAUAUACGACCUGUUCUCAAGCUUGGUGGCAUGGCACAGGGCACGGUGCCUUCUCUAAAGAGAUGGCAGGGCAAGUCAAAAUGAAUUCUUUUGUGCCGCAUUGGGAUGGUAGUUUUGGGAACCCGACCAGUACUUCACACGCUAUGACUUUGCUGGCUGAAGGGAAGGAAGCCACCAAAGAGAAAGGUAGAGAAAAGUAUCAAGAGCAUCAACAGCAGCAAUUUGCUGUCCGUACUAUGCCUUCUACAGUAAAUGAAUUUCUUGCGCCACCUAGACAGCCGGAGCUUGUUGGCCAUUCAACAGCAUGCGCAUCUUACCCUUAUCCAGAUCCACAGCAUAGGGGAGCAAUUCCUACUUUUGGACUUCAGCCUUUGUUACAUCCUGCUGGUCUUGGAGUGAAUUCCUCUAGAAUGGUUUUACCAUUGCAAAUGGAAGAAGAACCUGUUUAUGUUAAUGCCAAGCAAUACCAUGGAAUUUUGAGGCGUAGGCAAUCCCGUGCCAAGGCUGAGCUUGAAAAGAAGGUGAUAAAAGCGAGAAAGCCUUAUCUUCAUGAGUCUCGACAUUUGCAUGCCUUGAGACGAGCAAGAGGGUGUGGAGGCCGUUUUCUGACAACAAAGAAGGCUGAUGGUCCUGCUGCAAAUACAGCAAACAAGAACCAGGAAACUAUUAGUUCAGACCCCAAAGGCACAUCUCCCAAUUUGUCUGCCAUUGCUGACUCAAAUUCUGGUUCCCGAGAAAUCUUCAAUUCCCCCCAAUCAGACGUGCACUCCAGGUCUAAUGGCAGCAAUUAUUACUCGCACAUUCAGGGAUCUGAGCUGUCUGGUUAUCAACCUCUCUCAAGUGAUAGAGGAAGCCGAAAGGAUUUCUCUGGUGCUUGCAGGGCCCUGAGCAUUAAAUAAUGAAACGAACCUUUCAUGGGGUCUCAAGGUUCUUCUCCAACAGUUAUGAGGUCUUGAUGUUAGUGUUCUUGGAAGGCUUGUACUUGAGGUGUAUCAUAAUAGGAAAAAUCACUAUGAAAUUCUAAGAAAGGAAUGUAAUCACCAAAAAAUCCUAUUGUGGAAAUUUUUGGUGAUUACAUUCUUUCUUUUGGACUUCAUAAUUAUUUUCCCAUCAUAAUAAUCUUAAAGGGGCAAAGAUAGGGAGGCAGGCAUUCACAUGAAGGAUCGCGAGGUAGACAUUGACCCGACUGAGGAGAUAGGAUCAUGCCAACUUUGUAUGUUAUAUGGUUAUUGUCGCGGGAAGUCAUUCUUGGCUUGGCUUUCUGCCCUCAGAUCUUCAUCGUCUUGAAACCUUGUGAGGUGCUGGCGUUUUUACAAAUAAGUUGUAGGGGACUGUAUUAAGAGUAGUUUAAUCUCUUCGUGGAAUGGACAGGGUAAAUAAUAAACUAAUAGUUGACUGAUGUGAAGAUCCCACGAUAAAGAGCAAGGCAGGAUGCUAGAAGUAACGUUGAUGAGUUUUAUCUACACAUGUAAAGAAGUACUUUGUUGACAGUUUUUAAUGUGAAAACCAUUAUUAAUGUAGAAAUAGGAAAAUUAGGUUGACAGUU
Molecule: messenger RNA, 2501 nt
Organism: Neltuma alba
Lineage: Eukaryota; Viridiplantae; Streptophyta; Magnoliopsida; Fabales; Fabaceae
Product: nuclear transcription factor Y subunit A-7
Exons: 5
Coding region: 898-1854 (318 amino acids)
Biological process (GO): regulation of DNA-templated transcription
Cellular component (GO): CCAAT-binding factor complex
Molecular function (GO): DNA binding; DNA-binding transcription factor activity
Source: RefSeq, a predicted model, not a curated record